Penicillium paradoxum is the source of this 1704-nucleotide messenger RNA. RefSeq names its product Zn(II)2Cys6 transcription factor. Gene Ontology annotation, biological process: positive regulation of transcription by RNA polymerase II. Gene Ontology annotation, cellular component: nucleus. Gene Ontology annotation, molecular function: DNA-binding transcription factor activity, RNA polymerase II-specific; transcription cis-regulatory region binding; zinc ion binding. Lineage: Eukaryota; Fungi; Ascomycota; Eurotiomycetes; Eurotiales; Aspergillaceae. The record is from RefSeq and is a predicted model, not a curated record. The transcript has a single exon. The coding region runs from base 1 to 1704 and encodes 567 amino acids.
AUGCCACGAAGGAAAGCUGCCGACCGUUCGGGUCCGGUCAAGACCCGAUCCCGCGAUGGCUGCAAAGAAUGCCGAGCCAGUCGCGUCCGAUGUGACACCCAAAAGCCGAUCUGCACGCGCUGCAGCGAGAAAGGACUGCCAUGCACGAAGAAUCUAGUCCUGAAAUGGGAAUCAGAAUUUGUCAGUCGUGGAAUAGCUUUUGGUCGCGCAGGUGUAUGGCGCAAAUCUGGCGACGCAAACCAGCCUACGCCCGCUUCACUUUCUGCGGAAAAGUACGAGUGGUGUCCAGGAUCAAAUGUUAGCUUAUGGGGCUUCAUAAACAGUGGUAUUGCGACAUUCGAACGCCCGGAUGAAGUGACUGUUGACUUCGAUGAGCUCAAUGCACUAAUCCCUGUUGCCCAAAACGCAUCGUCUUCAAAAAAUGACCAACUAUGGUCCUGGUUGCAACACUUUCCACAUCUCACAUGGCUGACCACAAAUUCCAACUCAAGCCUUCCGCCGUCGCUUGCACUGUUUCCAGAGCUAUCUCAAUCUGGACAUGGAGAACUAUUUGAUUACUACCUCCAGCAAGUCUGCCCUCGCACAACCGCCAGCUCUACAUUGGCAUCGCCGUUUGCCUCUGUGAUUCUGCCAUUCUGCCUAACCGCUUCUCCUACACUUUUUAAGGCUAUACAAGCUUUAGGGGCGUGUCACUGGUCACGGCUUAAUCCAAACUAUAGUGCCCUCGGCCUACGUUAUAAAUCAGAGGCUUUGAGGGACCUCCGUCAACGCUUGUCGUCAGAGGGAAAUCUGACUUGCUCCAUGGACCCAGAAGUACUGGUUAUUAUGAUCAUGCUAUGUUUAUAUGAGAUAGUGGAUAAGUGCGAUCAGCAAUGGACAAUCCAUCUCAAAGGUGCCAAUGAUUUAAUUCGACUUCGACGGAAACAGCAAAUCACAUUGGCGCGGCCAAAAGCCCCGUCAGAUCCUGUAACGAGUUUUGCAGAGCAAUUCUUCGCCUUCCAAGAUGUCAUGGGUCGAACUGCUUGUGCGAAAGAGGUCUUGUUUGGUACUGACUACUGGAAACCGGAUGAGCGAAAUAUUGAUCUUUGGAUGGGGUGCAGUCCUGAGUUGGUGUCGAUUUUGGCUAAAAUCACAGAUAUGAGUCGAACAAGGCGACAAAAUACAUCCGAUGCGGACAAGGCAUCAUUUUCACUGCGUGCAGCCUCCCUUGAACGCCAGCUUGAAGACUUAGUACAAGAAGUGGGAGAGGGCGACGACGAAAUACUCGCACUGGUCGCAGAUACUAAACGGCUGGCUGCAGUACUUUACCUACAUUGUGCUCUGUAUGGAGCUGGCCCUACCACACCUUUGGUGAAAAGAUAUGUGCGCCAAAUUUUGCAACACAUAUCAGACCUGCUUCAGCGUGAAUUGCCGGUCAAUGUCACAUGGCCAGUCUUUGUGGCAGCCGUUGAACUUGAUCCUUCUGAUGAUGAGCUCUUCCCGGAAUCUCAAUCGGAGUCAGGAUCCGGACGAGCGAUUGUGCUACGCUCUCUGGCCAUGAUGGCAGAUUCAACGAUCUCGAACAUUGCCAGAACACGUGCCGUGAUCACCAAGUUAUGGCAGAGACGCGAUCUGGAUCUUCACAAAGUAGCCUUGCUACAGACGGAUUGCAAUGAUUGGGAAUGGCAUGUAGUGCCGAUUAGCAAUGCUAUGAGUCUAGCGUGA